AUGACAGCAGAUUGUUUGACACUUGCCACUUGCCACCGACUGACGUUGACAGAAGUUCAGAAGAUCAACCUAUCACCGCUGCUGUUGCUGUCCACAGAAUUUAAAUGUUCUAUUAACGCAGAUGUCGAUCGACUCGGAUGGCUGUUAUGUUGCUGCGCGAGCGCAAGCUGCGCGGGCGUGCUGUGCGCCGUGCUGUGGGCCCGCUUUACGCAGGUGCCCGCGCUAAUCACGUUGCGCGACCUGCUCGCCGAGCCUCAGGUGCUGCGUCUGUCCAACAUAGCCUUCUGCCCUGCCGCGGGCAACAUUGCCCACUUGUUCCAACAGAAUUUAGUUACUGACAACGAGACUCGAGUGCGUCUACCAGCGAUCUUGUCACUCGUGCUGCGCAGGAAGCCCCUCGCCGACAGCCAGACGGAGCUACUAGAGCGCGCGUUGAGCAUCAACAACCUGACGCUGAUGGCGGCACUAUCGCGUCUGAUGCCGCCCUGCGCUCACGUCAUUCGGAAUUGCCGCUGGCUGACCAUGACGCUGCCCUGCGGCGAUAUCUUUCAGCAGGAAUUGACGCAGUGGGGUUUCUGCUGUGUCAUGCGCCCCAACGAAAUCCAACUAUCUUCGAUUAUGAUGACGCGCUACACGACGUCGCGGCGGCUACACGCCGGAAUGCAAUUCUCUGACCACAGUCAAGUCUACGGUUGCGAGUUUUUCACAAAAUACCCCGGCGAGGAGUGGGUGCAGCCAGUGCCUUUGACUCCGGGCUACAACUACAUGGGCUCGCUGACAUCCACAUCCAUAGUGGACAGCGACGCCGACAAGCUCGUCAACAACCGCUGCGUCUACAGGGAGCGCUACACCAGGAGUAACUGCAUGAUAAAAUGUAUCGAGAAGGUGUGCGGGUGCGCCGACCCGCUGCAAAGCAACGAAGACAACGAACCGACCGACUUGCCCACAUGCUCCAUCACGAACCUCAACUGCUUGCGGACUUACAAGAAUGAUAAUCUAACGUGUAACUGCCUGCCGUCCUGUAGAAAAGUUUCCACGGACUUGUCCUUAGAAUUCAGUCCUAUGAAUGCCUUUGAACACGCUUUCGACACCGUCUAUGCAGGAUUAAACGCCAGCCUGGCUGUGGUCCUGACUCUACACGUCAAGAUCAGAGACUCCAAGAAGUUCAUCGUCAACCCCACAGAGACUUGGAUCACCUUAUUAUCGUCGCUCGGCGGCGUGUUCAACAUGUUCCUGGGCGUGGGGCUGUUCAGCGCGCUCGAGCUGAUAUUCCUGAUCUUCGUCAAGUUGCCGAUAGCUUUGAAGAAACCCAAGUUACCAGCUCAAAAUUAA
This is a messenger RNA of Papilio polytes (common Mormon), 1332 nucleotides long. RefSeq lists its product as uncharacterized. The record is from RefSeq and is a predicted model, not a curated record. Gene Ontology annotation, molecular function: ligand-gated sodium channel activity. The transcript is spliced from 10 exons. NCBI's taxonomy places the organism in Eukaryota, Metazoa, Arthropoda, Insecta, Lepidoptera, Papilionidae. The coding region runs from base 1 to 1332 and encodes 443 amino acids. Gene Ontology annotation, cellular component: membrane. Gene Ontology annotation, biological process: sodium ion transmembrane transport.